AUGUCUUCAUUUGCAAGAAAGCAAUCAAUGGGUGUCAAUCCUUCGGACCGUCAUCACCCUCACACCUUGUCCACUUUGGAUUUCCAAGGUGCAAGCUCAGCAGCAGCAGCAAAAGCAAUGAAAACCGAGUUAAGUCGACUGGUAUCUCAAAUCAAAUCCGAGGAUGAGCGCAAGUUCUUUCAACAAGAAAUGGAUGGAUUUUACAUGCUGUUUACUCGAUUCAUGGAUGAAAAGGCCAAGGGUACCAAAUUGGAUUGGGAUAAGAUUCAAUCACCUUCGCCCGAGCAAAUCGUAUCCUAUCAAGAUUUCUCCAAUUCUGCAACCCCUGAUGAUCUCAAGAAAUUGGCAGUUCUCAAGUUAAAUGGUGGUCUUGGCACAACUAUGGGAUGCGUGGGUCCAAAGUCAGCAAUCGAAGUUCGGGAUGGCAUGACCUUUUUGGAUCUAAGUGUCCGCCAAAUCGAGUAUCUCAACCGGGAACAUGAUGUCGAUGUGCCGCUUAUUCUAAUGAACUCAUUCAAUACGGAUGAAGAAACCCGUCGCAUUGUUCAAAAGUACGCCACUCACAAUGUCUGCAUCACAACUUUCAACCAAAGUCGUCAUCCUCGUAUCAACAAAGAAUCCUUGUUACCCGAGCCACGAUCACCUAAUGGACCCAUCGAUCAAUGGUAUCCGCCAGGACAUGGUGAUUUGUACGAGGCUUUAUACAACUCUGGAUUAUUGGAUAAAUUGCUCAGCGAAGGCAAGGAAUAUCUAUUUGUGUCGAAUGUGGAUAACUUGGGUGCCACUGUGGAUCUCAAGAUUCUUCAUCACAUGGUUGAGAGUGACGCUGAGUUUCUCAUGGAGGUGACCGACAAGACCAAGGCAGACAUCAAGGGUGGUACGCUUGUUGAUUACGAUGGUCAUAUUCGUCUGCUCGAGAUUGCUCAGGUACCUAGUGAGCAUGUGGAGGAUUUCAAGUCUAUCAAGAAAUUCCAAAUUUUCAACACCAACAACUUGUGGAUCAACUUGCGCGCCAUCAAACGAGUACUGGAAGAAGAGUCGAUGGAUCUCGAGAUCAUUGUCAACAACAAAACAAUGGAGAGUGGUGAAAAGGUGAUCCAAUUGGAGACAGCUGUGGGUGCCGCUAUCAAGCAUUUCCGUAAUGCACAUGGUGUCAAUGUACCUCGUGCUCGCUUUUUGCCUGUCAAAUCCACCUCAGAUCUUUUCCUUGUCACCUCUAAUUUAUACUCGCUUGUGCAUGGCCAAUUGGAAAUCAACCCCAAACGCAUGUUCAAUACCGUUCCUCUCGUCAAGUUGGGUGACCAUUUCAAAAAGGUCAGCCACUUUUUAUCUCGAUUCAAGACCAUUCCCCAUAUUUUGGAGCUGGAUCAUCUCACGGUGACAGGUGAUGUCACUUUUGGUGCCAAAGUUGAAUUAAGAGGCACUGUGAUUAUCGUUGCCAACCAUGGAGAUAGGAUCGAUAUCCCUUCUGGAGCAGUAUUAGAGAAUAAGGUGAUUACAGGCAACCUUCGUAUCCUGGAUCAUUAA
Lichtheimia ornata is the source of this 1527-nucleotide messenger RNA. RefSeq lists its product as uncharacterized. Gene Ontology annotation, molecular function: UTP:glucose-1-phosphate uridylyltransferase activity. The transcript is spliced from 6 exons. Gene Ontology annotation, biological process: glycogen metabolic process; UDP-alpha-D-glucose metabolic process. Gene Ontology annotation, cellular component: cytoplasm. The coding region runs from base 1 to 1527 and encodes 508 amino acids. NCBI's taxonomy places the organism in Eukaryota, Fungi, Mucoromycota, Mucoromycetes, Mucorales, Lichtheimiaceae. The record is from RefSeq and is a predicted model, not a curated record.